CAUAAUGGCUCUUUCUCUUACAAUAUGUGAAUGUGUCUAUUUAAUUAUUCAAAAGACGCGCAUGACCAUACGACAGAUCUGUGGAAAUUUUAAGUAAUUUUACUGCCUCGUCACCUUGUGUCUAGACAAAUGCAUUUGGCACUUGCUGAUGGUGUACUCCACGAGAAAAAGCAUUACCGUACAUACCAGAGGUCUUCAUCUGGAUGAUCAGGAGAGGGAAACAAAGACCACUUAAAAGGAAUUUAUAAGUAUUUGACCUUACUCAAAAUGUGCAGAGAAGAAUAAUGGAAGCCCCUGAAUACCUUGACUUGGAUGAGAUUGACUUUAGUGAUGACAUAUCUUAUUCAGUCACGUCACUCAAGACCAUCCCAGAACUGUGCCGAAGAUGUGAUUCGCAAAACGAAGACCGAUCAGUUUCUAGCUCUAGCUGGAGCUGUGGCGUCUCCACUCUGAUUGCAAACGCGCAGAAGCCCACGGGCAUCGCGGACGUGUACAGUAAGUUCCGUCCCGUGAAGCGGGUGUCCCCACUCAAACACCAGCCGGAGACCCUGGAGAGCAAUGACAACGACGACCAGAAGAGCCAGAAGCUGGAGUUCCAAAAAGGCGGGGAGCCUGCCCCAGGCCCCCCACCCGAGGAGCUGGGCCCUGGGGACGGCGGGGGCGGCCCGGGGAAGGGCUCGGAGCCCGGCCCAGCGCUGGGCGAGCUGGAGCACUACGACCUGGACAUGGACGAGAUCCUCGACGUGCCUUACAUCAAGGCCAGCCCGCAGCUGGCGCCGUUCUCCAAGGCGACUUCCGAGAAGAGAAUUCUGGGUCUAUGCACCACCGUCAAUGGCCUUUCUGGCAAAGCCUGCUCCACCGGAAGUGCCGAGCUCGCUCCCCCCAGCGCGACGCCCUUCUGUGUCCUUUCUCCCAUGAAAAGCCCUCACCUGAGAAAAGCGCCCUCCGGGGCCCGGGAGCUGCACAAGCCGCCCGCGGAGGGGCCCGACAGCUCGCAGCCCCCGCUCCCCUCGCAGCCCCCGCUCCCGUGCGGCUCGGCCUACGAGCCCGAAAAUCCCAGUAAGGACUUUCUGAGCAAGACCUUCGGCGACCCGCGUGCACGGAAGGCCGAGCAGGGCCCCGACUGCCAGCUCCGGGCCUUCCACCUGCAGCCUGCGGCAGAGCCCAGGCCAGAGCAGCCGGUCCCCGUGGGCGGCCCCGGCCGGGCCAGCUCCCAAAGCCCAGAGGACAGGAGUGAGCAUCUGAAGAAGGUCAGGAGCGUCCUGAACAUCGUUAAGGAGGGGCAGAUAUCGCUCCUGCCACACCUAGCUGCAGACAAUCUAGACAAAAUUCACGACGAAAAUGGAAACAAUCUGUUACACAUCGCGGCAUCCCAGGGCCACGCCGAGUGUCUGCAGCACCUCACCUCUCUGAUGGGAGAAGAUUGCCUUAAUGAGCGGAACACCGAGAAGCUGACCCCGGCAGGCCUGGCCAUCAAGAAUGGUCGGCUGGAAUGCGUACGCUGGAUGGUGAGCGAAACGGAAGCCAUUGCGGAACUGAGCUGCUCUAAGGAUUUUCCAAGUCUUAUUCAUUAUGCAGGAUGCUAUGGUCAGGAAAAGAUUCUCCUGUGGCUUCUUCAGUUUAUGCAAGAGCAAGGCAUCUCGUUGGAUGAAGUAGACCAGGAUGGCAACAGCGCUGUUCACGUCGCCUCGCAGCACGGCUUCCUCGGGUGCAUACAGACCUUGGUUGAGUACGGAGCCAAUGUCACCAUGCAGAACCAGGCGGGGGAGAAGCCCUCCCAGAGCGCCGAGCGGCACGGCCACACCCUGUGCUCCAGGUACCUGGUGGUGGUGGAGACCUGCAUGUCCCUGGCCUCUCAGGUGGUGAAACUGACCAAGCAGCUGAAGGAACAGACAGUGGAACGUGUCACUCUGCAGAACCAACUCCAGCAACUUCUAGAAGCCCAGAAAUCAGAGGGCAAGUCCCUCCCUUCUUCACCCAGUUCUCCGUCCUCGCCAGCUUCCAGAAAAUCUCAGUGGAAAUCUCCAGACGCAGACGACGAGUCAGGAGCUAAAAGCAAACCGGGGGUCCAAGAGGGGAUCCAGGUUCUUGGAAGCCUGUCAGCCCCCAGCCGGGCACGGGCUAAAGCAAAAGACGAAGAUUCCGAUAAAAUCCUACGCCAGUUGUUGGGAAAAGAAAUCUCGGAGAAUGUCUGCACCCAGGAAAAGCUGUCCUUGGAAUUCCAGGAUGCUCAGGCCUCCUCUAGAAACUCAAAGAAGAGCCCUCUGGAAAGGAGAGAACUGAAGUUAGCCAGGCUGAGGCAGCUAAUGCAGAGGUCACUGAGUGAGUCCGACACGGACUCCAACAACUCCGAGGACCCCAAGAACACCCCCGUGAGGAAGGCUGAGCGGCCCAGGCCACAGCCCAUCGUAGAGAGCGUGGAGGGCAUGGACAGCGCGGAGAGCUUACACCUGAUGAUAAAGAAACACACCUUGGCGUCAGGACGCAGGUUUCCUUUUAGUAUCAAAGCCUCCAAAUCCCUGGAGGGCCACAGCCCGUCUCCCACCUCAGAGAGCAGUGAGCCGGACUUGGAAUCCCAGUAUUCGGGCUUGGGCAACACUCCCCUAAACCAGCCAUCUGGAGACUCCACUCAGCCCAGCCCUGACAGCACUGCCGCCCAGAAAGUCGCCACGAGUCCCAAGAGUGCCCUCAAGUCUCCGUCCUCCAAGCGCCGGACAUCUCAGAACUCGAAACUCCGAGUCACCUUUGAGGAGCCCGUGGUGCACGUGGAGCAGAGUAGCCUUGAGCUCAGUGGAGAAAAGGACAAGGACAGAGGCAGGCCCCCCCAGAGGCCGUCCACCAGCAGUGAAUCGGGCGAUCAACUGAAAAGGCCUUUCGGGACCUUUCGCUCCAUCAUGGAGACGCUUAGUGGCAACCAGAACAACAACAACAACGCCCAGGCCAGCCCGCUGAGGACUUCCACCCUGCCCCUACCCUCCCUGGGCAGGAAGACGGCAGACGCCAAGGGAAACCCCGUGAGCUCUGCUAGCAAAGGCAAGAGCAAGGCAGUGACGUUCGGCAGCUGCAUCAAUCUCUCCUCUAACUCGCUGACGGAAGAGCAUCUGCAUAGCUCUGCACGGCAUAAUGACAUCAAUAAAAAAAUGAAGAAAUCCUACAGCGUAAAGCACAUGGCUGAGCCAGAGUCAAAAGAACUCUUCUUGUAAAUCACUUUUUUUUUUUUAAUUAUCUCUCACUGAUUCCCAUUGGACACCAUCAGAAAUUACUGGACUACCAUCUGUGGAGAUGAAACCAUAAGAACAAUGCCUCACCAGCAGAUAAACAGCAUAUCAAGAUGCCUUAAAUUUAUAGUAUAGACCAUGUAAUAUACAUUUUUGGGUGAUAUUUGUAUAUAUAACUUGUUUUUAAAGAGAUACUGUUUAAAAGCAUGAUUGAGCAAAUGAAUGUUUUUAAAUAUUGAAUCGAUUCAGCCUACCCACAGGACAUUCACCAAGCCACUGACCCCACGUGGCAUUUCAUCCAUUGCAUGAGUAUUUGCUAACAUCGACUGAGCAUCCCUUUCCCCUUAAUGUGGGCAGUUUGGACUCAGCUCUGCAGUGAGACCAAGUCAGUGGUACUGUUUUCUGCCCAGAGUGUUUUUGCUGUGAUUUCUACUUUUUUGCAUAAAGGAAAUAAAACAAUGUUAAA
Messenger RNA from Tupaia belangeri chinensis (Chinese tree shrew), 3684 nucleotides. It is a transcript of the gene SNCAIP, whose product is annotated as synuclein alpha interacting protein. Gene Ontology annotation, molecular function: ubiquitin protein ligase binding. The coding region runs from base 285 to 3203 and encodes 972 amino acids. Lineage: Eukaryota; Metazoa; Chordata; Mammalia; Scandentia; Tupaiidae. The record is from RefSeq and is a predicted model, not a curated record. The transcript has 14 exons.